GCAGUGCAGUUCUUUCUUUCUCCUCCUUGCAAUGACCCUAAAUACUCGCUUCUGAGUUCCCAAGAGAUACAUGAUUUACAUCUUCGCGGUGCAAAUGGCUCGGCUUUUGAAGCAUAACAAGUAGUUCUUUGAUUGUCUUGAAAGAGAUGAACAGGUAAUUUGAUGCUUGUUCUGAUAUAAGCUUUGAAAUGGAAAGGCUGGGGAGUAGGAAGGGGAAGAAGAGCAUAAUCGUCAAGGUAUUCGAGCGAUGUCGUUCCCUCGGGCACCGGAGAAGCUCAGCUGCGGCGGCCACGCCCAAGAGCAAGCCAUGGGACCGCUCCAAGUCCACCGGGAGGCAACGGGCGCCUGAGGGCUGCUUCACGGUGUACGUCGGGCCUACCAAAGAGCGGUUCGUGGUGAGGAUGGAGUGCGUCAACCACCCUCUUUUCAGGAUGCUCCUCGAUCAGGCCGAGAUGGUGUACGGCUUCACCAGCCCUGGCCCGUUGCAGCUCCCAUGCGACGUCGACGUGUUCAACAAGAUCUUGUGCGAGAUGGACCAGGAGAUGAUGGCCCCGCCCACGUGCAGCUUCGCCAAGUGCUACAGCACCGGGUAUCGUCUUCUGAGCCCUCCAAGGCUCAUCGUCUCCGACCAUCUCUAAGCACCCUCAGGCUCUUUUCUAAGGUUCAUCAUCUCCAUGUAUCAUAUACCGUGCUUUAUCUUCUGGUGAAGGUAAUCCUUUGUUUGUGACGUUAACAAAAUGAUUUAGUAGUAGUUUUUCUCUCUCUAAAUAUUUUUAGAUUGAAAAGUA
Molecule: messenger RNA, 788 nt
Organism: Musa acuminata AAA Group (dessert banana)
Lineage: Eukaryota; Viridiplantae; Streptophyta; Magnoliopsida; Zingiberales; Musaceae
Product: protein SMALL AUXIN UP-REGULATED RNA 51-like
Exons: 1
Coding region: 189-638 (149 amino acids)
Biological process (GO): response to auxin
Source: RefSeq, a predicted model, not a curated record